This is a messenger RNA of Carlito syrichta (Philippine tarsier), 1173 nucleotides long. RefSeq names its product ETS translocation variant 3-like protein. Gene Ontology annotation, cellular component: nucleus. The record is from RefSeq and is a predicted model, not a curated record. Gene Ontology annotation, molecular function: sequence-specific DNA binding; DNA-binding transcription factor activity, RNA polymerase II-specific. Gene Ontology annotation, biological process: cell differentiation; regulation of transcription by RNA polymerase II. The transcript is spliced from 5 exons. The coding region runs from base 103 to 1173 and encodes 356 amino acids. Lineage: Eukaryota; Metazoa; Chordata; Mammalia; Primates; Tarsiidae.
UUUUCCCUUCUCCUCUCCCCUGCUUCCUUCUUUCUCCUCCUCUUAAGGGGUGUCCAUUUCCCGCAAGGCCCAGAAGCAGCCCUCUGUCACCCGGAGCGGACCAUGCACUGCAGCUGCUUGGCAGAGGGCGUCCCGGCCACCCCUGGCAACUACUGGAUCUCAGGCUUGGCCUUCCCUGACUGGGCCUACAAAGCCGAGUCGUCCCCAGGCUCCCGGCAGAUCCAGCUGUGGCACUUCAUCCUGGAGCUGCUGCAGAAGGAAGAGUUCCGCCAUGUCAUUGCCUGGCAGCAGGGAGAGUAUGGGGAGUUUGUCAUCAAGGAUCCAGAUGAGGUGGCCCGCCUCUGGGGCCGCAGGAAAUGCAAACCACAGAUGAAUUAUGACAAGCUGAGCCGGGCCCUCAGAUAUUACUACAAUAAGAGGAUCCUGUACAAGACCAAAGGCAAAAGGUUCACGUACAAAUUCAACUUCAGCAAGCUCAUCGUGGUCAACUGUCCUCUGUGGGAAGUGCGGGCGCCGCCAUCCCCCCACUUGCUGCUGGGGGCGCCUGCCUUGUGCGGGUCAGCCCUGGUGCCCGUGGGUGUGCAGAGUGAGCUCCUGCACAGCAUGCUGUUCACCCCCCAGGCAAUGGUGGAGCAGCUGAUGGGGCAGCAGACCCACCGAGGGCAACCAGAGGCCUCUGGGGAGAAGAAGGGGAGCAGCAGCAGCCGACUUGGCUCUGCGCCAGGGCCCUGCCGGCUGGGCCCUUGCUGCCACUUGGGGAGCAUCCAAGGCCAGCUGCCCUGUUUCGCCUCCUUCACCCCUCCCCUCCCGCCCCCUCUCCCCUGUGACUGGACCCGCCUCUCGGGGCCCUUCCUGCCUCCUCUCCCCUCAGAGCAGCAGCUCCCGGUGCCCUCCAAGCCAGACACCCUGCUCCCAGGACCCGGAUGGCCCCCAGGAGGCUGGCACUUUCCAGGGCUUCCCCUGUUGGCCGGGCUGGGACAGGGCGCAGGCGAGAGGCUUCAGCUCCUGUCCCUCAGGCCUGAGGGGUUGGAGGUAAAGCCUGAUCCCAUGCCGAGGGUGAAGGGGUGCCUGGAUCCCAGGGAGGGGUUCUCCUCAGAGGCCCAAGGACUCAAAAGCCCUGCAUCGCCCAGUCUGGAGAACCUCAAAGCAGUGUGGCCCUUGGAUCCACCUUAA